Messenger RNA from Mesocestoides corti, 324 nucleotides. NCBI's taxonomy places the organism in Eukaryota, Metazoa, Platyhelminthes, Cestoda, Cyclophyllidea, Mesocestoididae. The record is from the annotation of a GenBank genome assembly.
AUGGUUGCAACUGGAGCUGUCACUAAACUGGCUGAGGUUGACUUCGAGUCUGUUCUUAAGGAAGACAAAUUGGUUGUCUGCGAUUUCUAUGCGACGUGGUGUGGUCCUUGCAAAGCUUUUGCUCCCAAGUUUGAAGAAAUGGCAAAGGCCCACACGAAUGUUAUUUUCGUAAAAGUUGAUGCCGAUGAGUGUGAGGAACUUUCGAAGAAAUACGAAGUCACUGCUCUGCCUACCCUGGUUGCAUUUAAAGGUGGUGCUGAGGUCGGGCGCGUUGUCGGUGCUAGCGAAGAUCAAGUCAAGGAGUUGGUGAAGACUUUUAUGUAG